UAAUUUUGUGAGUGUUUUAGUUAAUUAAUUGAUGAGAAGAGAUAAUCAGAUAUGGUGCCAGCACUACCACCAAGACCUACUAAGUCCACAAAGGUGUAUAUACGUCUGGUGAUCGAGAGUGCUGGUGUGGUCUGCUUCCAUGACCUGAGAGCCAUCAGAAUGGCAUCGUAGUGCCAUCAGAGUAUGAAUGAUGGACCCAUAACGACAACCAGAAAGUUGCAACUGGAGAACGAAAACUCCGGUUUCGCAGUUUUUCAGCCGGUCAAUCUCAACUACAUUCCGUCAUGGGGUUUUACAUUGGCCCAAUACUCCCCUAUCAUCAAUUUAUCGAUUGCUAUCUAAUCAAAUAUCCACGUUGAUUUCACAAAUUGUUUUUGAGUAAGAAUGUAAGUCUACCCUACAAGCAACUUGCCGUAUAUCUGUUUUUACGAUGUGUCAUUGGUCAAUAGGAUUAAUUGAUGUGGCACAGGCUUACACAAUGCAGUAAUUAAAUAUGC
Molecule: messenger RNA, 497 nt
Organism: Hyphopichia burtonii NRRL Y-1933
Lineage: Eukaryota; Fungi; Ascomycota; Pichiomycetes; Serinales; Debaryomycetaceae
Exons: 1
Coding region: 184-342 (52 amino acids)
Source: RefSeq, a predicted model, not a curated record